Messenger RNA from Bemisia tabaci, 2162 nucleotides. RefSeq lists its product as uncharacterized. The record is from RefSeq and is a predicted model, not a curated record. NCBI's taxonomy places the organism in Eukaryota, Metazoa, Arthropoda, Insecta, Hemiptera, Aleyrodidae.
CAACUUGAAAUCAUAUGUCAAGCUCUCCUUGAAGGUUGCUUGCAUUUUAAAUUUUGACAGUAUUAUGUUUUUUUCUCUCUUUCUGCGUCACUGAACUUUAUUUUUUUAUCGAAUCGCUGAGUUUGGAGGAGGGAGAGCACAAAAAUGACGCAAUCAAGAAUAAUUUCGUCUUCAAAAAUCAAAAUCUUAAUAACCUACAAUAAAUUGUUGAAGACAAAAUUUAAGGUUAUGUAGUGGCCUUGGAGACCAUGAGUGAGCUGUGCAAGUUUGGUUUGUUUACCCUCAUGGUUCAAGAAGGCAUCACCUCGACUCAUGAACAAACGAUCCAUCAUCACAUUCAUAUUGGAUAUUAUCAAUGGAAGAGUUUUCUAGUUCAAGGCGUUGAAGCAGUCACAAAUGGGACAUAUUGGGCAUUCGGAAUCAUCAUACUUGGUUACUUAUUCUAUCUGAUAUUCGUGAGACAGGUCGUUGCUAAUUUAUCCGAUACCAAGAAUCCCUUCAAAAGGCUAGAAACACCACUAGAGGAUCCGAACGUGUCUGCCGAUUAUGCAAACAGCACAUCAUCUUUUUUCACACCUGAUUAUGAGGCUACACCGUUCACGGUUCCCUAUGUUCCUUCUUUCACGCUCAGCGCGGAGGAUGCGAAGCUCAUGCGACCCUCUUUACGGCAAGUGUGGUCGUUCGCCCGCGAGCCAACGAGGGGGCCGAGCGCUCUGGAGAUCCUCAAAGCGGAGAUCCAGGAGUCGCGGAGACUGCGCCACCAACUGGAGAGCGACCUCGAGAAGAUCCUGCAGGAGAACGAAGGACUCGCCACGGACAGGUCUGAUUGGGCCGAUCACCUCCUCCAAUUCAAAGUCAACAGGACAACGCUCGCGGAGAGGCUCACCGCCAGCAAAAACAGGCUGACGGCAUCAUCAAUCGCGGACCACAAAAUUUUGGAGCACCGCCUCGCCGCAUCCAAAACCGAAAUCCAGGAGCUGCAACUACAAAUCGACGAGCUGAAAAGCGAGAAGCAGUCGGCCAUCGAGAUGGUCAGCAAGAUCCUCUUCCGGCCGGACUUGCCCGGCCAUCGCCUCACGCUCGGCCAGCACGGGCACCACCCUUCCGGAAAUUACCGCAACUUCGCCGACGACAACUUCCGCAACUCCCACCCCGGCGCAGGUGCGCUCAAGUCCUCCAUCUACUUGGGCUCAACGUCGUGCGUCAACUUCACAAUUUCCAACAUCACAGAGCCCCCGCACGAGAACUGCUCUGGUCCGUUCUGUAGGAGCUCGAAAGUUCCGGAGAACGGCAUGUCUCCGGAUCCGCCUCGGAAUAUCGAUCCGGAUGGAGUGUAUGGUCCGAAUCAUAAUUGGAGACCCCAUCCGAAUCUACUCCGGAAGAACUCGGAUGGUCCCGAAAUCUGCGUCUCUCCGGAUCCGCUCCGGAACCGUGUGAACUUGAAAGUUGCAGAAAGCGACAUUUCUUUGGAUCCGCUCGCGAAUGGUGCUGCUUGUCGUCCGGAUCCUGUCGGCAGCUGUUCUAACCCGGAGGCAACUUGGAUAUGGAACCAUCAGACCGCAGAUUUACACCGGAAUAACUCAAUCUUUGAAAAUAAUCCGGAUUUGUACCGGAGCGUCGAAAAUAUAAAUAAUGUUACCGUAAACUCUUCCGGGAACUCAAUAGAAGCUGGAGGAGCUGACACGGCGCGGAAACAGCUAUUGAGUAUAGUGGAUCCAUCAAUGUCGUUUGGGGUGGAGAGCAGUGCUUUGGGCUCAAGUUUUUGUGCAGAGUUCUGCUGCAGUGAGAGCGUCGUCACACAUUCUUCGAGCUCUGAGGAGCCUGAUCGUCCGACUGGAGAGGGAUCUGUCCAAGUUGAUGUACGAGAAACAAAAGCAGACACUCAACUCGAAAACCAUCCUCGGGAGCAAGAGGGAAAUGAUCCAUCUUCAGAGGUCAUUGGGGACGGUGUGACCCCUGAGAGACCCCGUACUUGCUCCGGUCCUGUCACAGGAUCUCCUCUGUUUCAGCAAUUUCUCACGAGCUACGUCAAGAAUGCUCCACCAGAAUAAAACAUGGCCGGCCCAGUUACCUUCAUGCCAUUUCUAUUAGCAAUACUUCAACAUCCGCCACCUGUUCACGAGUUUUCUAGUCACUGUGUAGUAAAAAAAACUAAGCCAAAA